Penicillium hordei is the source of this 1368-nucleotide messenger RNA. RefSeq lists its product as uncharacterized. Bases 1 to 1368 code for a protein of 455 amino acids. The record is from RefSeq and is a predicted model, not a curated record. NCBI's taxonomy places the organism in Eukaryota, Fungi, Ascomycota, Eurotiomycetes, Eurotiales, Aspergillaceae. The transcript is spliced from 6 exons.
AUGUCUACACACAAUGAGCCAAAUACAGAUACUGAAUUCCUUUUUAUUCCAAUAAAAAAUUCAAAUGACCGCACAACGAAGCGUUUAGCCCGGUCGCAUGCUGUAGCGCAUGGUCUUCGGAGCAAAAGAAGGCUUCAGCAAAGUUCGGGCCAUAAUUUCCAUGUUAUACGCCCAGCAAACAAUAAGAGCCAUUCCGCGAGCACAGCAAAGAAAAAUGAAGCUCUUAUCGCACCACCAGCCUCCCUUGCUGUAGGCUUCUCCGAUCCAUUCCAAAUGAUGGCUGCAGAGUCCCCAAUACUACGGUUUCAACCACCCACGGAGCCGGUAUUCAGUGUUGCAGAUGAGCUUGUGCUUCUAAACUUCCGCUCCGUCCUUCGGAAAGAACUAGAUGAUAACGCCCUUCUGAGCGCCGUCAUGCUCACAUUUCUGUUUACCGUCACAGCAGGCAUGACCAGCAGGGAGUGUCUAGAAUACCAAAACAAGGCUCUGAGCUCUAUCCGUCAAAGAAUGAGUUCUCCGGAUAAGGCUGCUACGGAGUCUACAAUAGGAGCCAUUCUGCUACUUGCCGGUAUAGAGGCCCGGCUUCGAAUGCCACGUCAAGUCCAGCUUCAUAUGGGAGCAAUACAACACAUUCUUGACGUAUGCCAAAGAAAGCGCGUCUAUUUGAGCGACGAUAUCAAGCGUGCAAUUUUCUGGUCAGACUUGAAUGGUUCGGUAAUGACAGGCUCAAGCCGAAUUGUUGACCACACAACAUUUUCUGAGCUCCAAUGGAAGAGGGAUCCUUCCCAUCCGGACUUCUUUACUCUUCCACCUGGAUUCCAAAGUCGCUCUUAUUUACUAGACCAGGAUUUUGUUGAAAUUCUCAAGGACAUAUUUGCAUUGCAAUGUAUCCGAGAUACAGAAAUUCUCGAUAAAGAGGAGGCAAUGCCGAUGGCACAUAUCGAUAACCACCAAGCGUCCAUCCAGUCGAGGCUAGUGAGUUUGCCAGUUUGCUCACCUAUCUCGGAAUGUUGCCACCAAGCGGCAUAUCUAUGCUCGACUAUGCUGCGCUGCAAAAUAUGGCGGACUUCAACCAUCCCCUCUCACCUUUCGUUACAAUUGCUCUGCAAGAUACAAUCAGCAAUCAAUAGUCCAGUGUGGGAUGAUUCGCUGGAUUUGUUGGCUUGGCUCUUGCACAUCGGAGGUGCUUUUGCUCCCGCAGGGUCUAUACGACAGGGCUAUGUGCAGUUGUUGCAUUUGAACCACAGCAGAUUAAGGUGGCUUUAUACAUCAUGGGCAGAGCUGCUUCUCAUUCUUAAGCAGUUCAUAUGGUCUGACGAAGCAUUUUUGUCCCAGGUUCAAGCCUUUUGGGAAGAAAAUUCACUCUAG